AAAAUCAGAAAACGUCCUCACCUCAGUACUCUUUCAUCAGGUCCUCGCUCUGAACUGCAUCCCCCAUUACAGCAAGCCAAAGAAAUAACCUUAACCGUCCGUCGACAUGGGAUCCGACGACCGGCAGAGCUCACCAGGACUAAUGAUCUCCAGCACCCACUCGAUUCGCUCCUUUCUUCUCUCUGCUUCUAAAGAUUCUCACGUCUCACCACAAUUACAACAGCUCGCUCUCCAUCUCGCCUCUCUAACUCCGGUUCCCUACAAGUCCAUUCGAAAUAUAUGGAUGGCGUCUCAUCCCUCAGCACGACCCGAACUGAUCCACUUGUUCUCUGGAUCCGAAUUCGUCUUAAACAGCCCCAGACCUAGAGAGAAGAGUGAAGAAUUGAAGGCUAGAUUGAGGGACUUAGCAGAAAGAGCUGAGAGGAAUGAGUAUCGAGAGCUUGUUAAAGAUAUUAUGCCUAACAAUGAACAAAAUGAGCCUUUCUCUUCUUAUAAAGAUCAGCUUGGUUUUGGUUUACAUGUUGCACUUACAAUGUUUACUGGCUAUUUGGUUGGAUAUGCUGCGUUCAGAGCAUUGUUUAGCCACAGCCCUGCCAUGAGUGCUGCCGGAGGCAUUCUUGGAUUGGUUUUUGGCAUGCUUGUGGAGACAUUUCUUUUUAUCAUUAGAAGUUCUAAUCAAGAUCUCAAAUUAUCUUCUUCUGCCUCCAAGCAAAAGAAGAAUCAGUAGGCAUGGACUUCCUACACAGAAUAGGAGAGAAAAGUGGGAGUAUGGUACUUGUGAUCUAAGUACAGGAAAGCGAGAAGAUAGCAAACUGGGAAGGGAGGCAUUUUCCAACCUCAUAUUUUUUCAAUUCUUCAAAUUGUGUGGCAUAGAGAGUACAAGAAGAGACUGUGAACGAAGCAGCAAGUUCGUUUUACCCUUCUCCCACCGGUUUCCAUUCCACUACAAAACAUAUUGGAGGAAAUAAUUUGCCUUCCUCUUACUAAAUCUCCUACAUUUCCAUCUAUCCUAUCAAUCAAGCUAUUGAUGGUAAGACCUACCUCCCAACCUACUCUUAGUAUUACAUUCUGGUGAAACACAUUUAAACUAAGUUUCUUGGAAUGUAUCGUCAAGAAUCUUUGUUUGCAUAGGUUUGCGUGCCAAGAUAUGAAUGAGAGCAGAUGCAAAAAAAUUAAGUAAA
This is a messenger RNA of Mangifera indica (mango), 1181 nucleotides long. RefSeq lists its product as uncharacterized. Gene Ontology annotation, biological process: vacuolar proton-transporting V-type ATPase complex assembly. Gene Ontology annotation, cellular component: endomembrane system. NCBI's taxonomy places the organism in Eukaryota, Viridiplantae, Streptophyta, Magnoliopsida, Sapindales, Anacardiaceae. The transcript is spliced from 4 exons. The record is from RefSeq and is a predicted model, not a curated record. Bases 107 to 727 code for a protein of 206 amino acids.